Messenger RNA from Ceratina calcarata, 7865 nucleotides. It is a transcript of the gene Abl, whose product is annotated as tyrosine-protein kinase Abl. Bases 388 to 4743 code for a protein of 1451 amino acids. The transcript is spliced from 16 exons. The record is from RefSeq and is a predicted model, not a curated record. Gene Ontology annotation, molecular function: protein binding; ATP binding; non-membrane spanning protein tyrosine kinase activity. Lineage: Eukaryota; Metazoa; Arthropoda; Insecta; Hymenoptera; Apidae. Gene Ontology annotation, biological process: protein phosphorylation.
AGUUCGGUGGAUGUUUAUCGGUGCACAAAGCUACUGGCCAAUGGAAUCUUUAUCCGAGGCAUGAUUCUCCAAUGAGAACACCGAAAUGGCUCUGAUGAUAAGUAAAAGUAGUAAACAGUACGGUGCGAAUCGAGCUAUCGUCGACGUCGACGUCGAAGCUGUCAAACAUGGCGAGAACGUCGAUCCUGAGUGUUGGUCAAAAAUGUGAAUAGGAGGUUCGCGUUGAGGGUGAGAUUCGUGGGUCUCGGGUGUUGCUCGUCAUCGGCGGAGGCCGGCGAGAGAUGCGAUCGGUAGUUAGACUGUCAGGCCGAUAGUGAAUGUGCCGAGUGAACGGCCCCGGCAAUUUCGCGGCCGGGAUUAAUCUAAGGGCAUGCCAAUUCGGGAACUAUGGGUGCUCAACAGACUAAGGAGAGAAUUGUUCCUACUGGUUCUGCUGUGCGACAAACGCGUAAACAGCCGAGGAACCUCAAGGAGUCCCGUCUAGUUGGCUCCAACAUAUUCACAGAGCACAGCGAAGCUCUUUUACAAAGCAGACCGCUACCUCACAUUCCGGCAUUACCAGAUGGUGACCCUCCGAAUGGGUCUGGCAUCCAACCGAUUUCACAGCAAGUGAACAUACAACAGCACACUGGUGUUUCUUCUGCCGGACUCUUGGAAGCUGCAAACAGGUGGACCAGCAAGGAAAAUUUGUUGGCACAAGAAGAAGAUGAUCCUCAGCUAUUCGUUGCUCUGUAUGAUUUUCAAGCAGGUGGAGAGAAUCAGCUCAGCCUUAAGAAAGGAGAGCAAGUUCGUAUUCUAAGUUAUAAUAAAAGCGGGGAAUGGUGCGAAGCUCAUUCAAGUACUGGUCAAGUAGGAUGGGUUCCUUCCAAUUAUGUGACUCCAGUAAACUCUCUGGAGAAACAUUCCUGGUAUCACGGAAGGAUAUCCAGGAAUGCCGCGGAGUAUCUUCUAAGUUCUGGGAUAAACGGCAGUUUUCUGGUCCGUGAAUCGGAAAGCAGCCCAGGUCAGCGCAGCAUUUCCCUCAGAUACGAGGGUAGAGUUUAUCAUUAUAGGAUUAACGAAGACAGCGAGGGAAAGAUGUUCGUCACCACUGAUAGCAAAUUUAAUACUCUGGCAGAAUUAGUACACCAUCACUCGAUGCUUGCCGAUGGUCUAAUUACACAAUUACUUUAUCCUGCACCAAAGCACAAUAAACCUACGGUUUUUCCGCUUAGCCCUGAACCGGACGAAUGGGAAAUCAAUAGGACAGAUAUAGUUAUGAGACACAAAUUAGGUGGAGGCCAAUACGGAGACGUCUACGAAGCUGUGUGGAAGAGGUACAAUAUGACUGUUGCCGUAAAGACGUUGAAGGAGGAUACGAUGGCCCUAAAAGACUUUUUGGAAGAAGCUGCGAUUAUGAAGGAGAUGAAGCACAGGAAUCUGGUUCAGUUACUAGGUGUAUGUACGCGGGAGCCGCCGUUCUACAUCAUCACGGAGUUCAUGAGCAAGGGGAAUCUGCUGGAUUAUUUACGGAACGAAAGUAAACAUCAAAUUAAUGCCGUUGUUUUGAUGCACAUGGCCACUCAAAUCGCCAGCGGAAUGAGUUACUUGGAAAGCAGGAAUUUCAUACACAGAGAUCUAGCUGCUCGAAACUGCCUCGUGGGUGAAAACCAUCUGGUGAAGGUCGCAGACUUCGGGUUGGCUCGGCUGAUGAGAGACGACACGUACACAGCUCAUGCUGGCGCGAAGUUCCCUAUAAAAUGGACCGCUCCAGAGGGAUUGGCGUAUAAUAAGUUCUCGACAAAGUCCGAUGUUUGGGCAUUUGGGAUCUUGCUAUGGGAAAUAGCAACCUACGGUAUGUCUCCGUAUCCUGGCGUCGAUUUGACCGACGUCUACCAUAUGCUAGAAAAAGGCUACAGAAUGGAAUGCCCGCCUGGGUGUCCACCGAAAGUAUACGAAUUGAUGCGACAGUGUUGGCAAUGGUCCGCGGCCGACCGGCCUACUUUCAAGGAGAUCCAUCAUUCCCUCGAAAAUAUGUUCCAAGAAUCGAGUAUUACGGAAGAAGUCGAAAAACAGUUGCAAGGAGGAGGAGAAAUUCCGUUACUUUCUUACAAGAAAUCUCAAACUGGCAGUACUGGAAAUAUUCAUGGGCUAGUCCUGGUGUCUGAACCGUUACCCUCUUCAGGUACAUAUACUACGAGCUCGGUGACGAAACUGAGUACAUUUACAGGUGGCUUGUCAACUAAGAAUAACAGCAGCAUCGUACAGAUGAGACGUUCUACCAAUAAAAAGGGUAAACAGGCUCCGGCUCCUCCAAAAAGGACAAGCUUGCUGUCGUCGUGCAGUUCAUUCCGCGAUUCUGCCUACCAAGAGCAGGAUACUCAAAAUACUGAAACUAACACCAUGACUCUCGACGAUGCCGCGGAUCUAAAUGGUAUUGAUAAGAUUCUCGAAGGUAUUGCGCGAGAUCUCGCGACGAUGGCUCAAGAAACGAUUGCUGCAGGAGGCUGUGAGAUCGAGGAGGACGGAGAGGGUUCCCAAGGCACGACGGAACCAAACUUUAUUUCUCAACCUUCAACAUCGCCGGAGCCUAUACCUGGCCUGGUCUCAUCUCAGAAGCAGAUCAAGACGAGACCUUAUCCAUCUAAGGAGCCGUUGCCGCAGAAGUUGGUACAAGUAGGCGCGUUGGAAGUACAGAACGUGAAACGAGCUAUCAAUCGUUACGGUACAUUGCCAAAAGGUGCUAGGAUCGGCGCGUACUUGGAAUCUUUACGUCAAAGCGGUAUGCCGUCGAAUCAAGAGUCAACGACGGUGGUCUCGUCUUCUAUGGCAUCCGGCGCGUUGGAUCAGCACGAAUCCUCGAUUGAUAAUUCGCAGCACAGAUCUCUGUCUCCGCGGCAAAGCAAUUUGCGGAAUCAGCCUCAAAUGACUCGCAGCAAUUCUUCAAGCGGUGUUGUUAACACUUAUCAGCCACCGAAUUCUCCGCGCGGCCGAGUAGUAGCCGUACGGAAGAACAAUCAAUCGGACGCUGUCGGUUUAAGGACUUUCCGCGUAUCAAGUAACUCUAACUUUCGUACCGCGAGCCCGUCGAGAUCUGUACAACCGUCGUUAGCUGAUUUGGAAUUCCCUCCUCCGCCUGCCGAUUUACCACCGCCUCCGGAUGAAAAUUUUUCUGGACAAGAACAAGUCGAUCUUCCACCCCCUAUUUCUUGUAGCGACAUUUCUCAAAUAAGAAAUUCCCCUUUAUCAAUAAGAAAAGCGAAGAGCAUAGAUUGGCGUUCGAAGGAAGAUGAGAACGAGCAACAAGAAGACAGGAACGACGUUAGUAACGCGGAACCGUCUGUGAAGGAAGCCUGUUCGAGGUUCGGAGUCAAUCUGAGACGCAGAGAUGUCCAAGACAAUUCCUGUAGAAAUAUCGAUAAUAAAAAGACGGGAUUCAAAUCUAGGAUAGAAACAAUUGAGCCGGCUGCGCCACCGGAAGAAGCGCCGCCACCUCCUCCGCCGCCGCCGCCGCCGAUAUCGACCAAUUCAUCUUCCGAUAGUUUCGAACGUAAACCUGGAAUGAAAGAAAUGUUGGAGCUGAAGCUGAUCAAUGAAAUUAAACAAGGUGCAGAGACCAAGCAUGGCUCGAUUACGAAAAAAGUUGGAUUGAUAAGCAGUACUCCAUCCGCUCCUCUGGAUCCAGCCUCACAGUUACUAUCAGAACUUUGCGCUAGUUUUAACAUGGAUUCCGGACAGAGAUAUGCUCAAAACGAGUACGCUGUAUCAACUUUAAGAACCAUUGAAGUACCUCCAGAUCAGCAACAGCAACAUCAGAUUCACAACGUUCACAAGGAUUCGUCGAUGUCUUCUCCGGUAACCGAAUCUAUUCUCUCCAGCGGAAAUGUUGGUUUCAAAUUGAAAAGAGUAGACAAGCGGAACAAUCCGCAGAAGGAGGAGACAUCCGAUGGGCAAAUAAUCGAUUUCAAAGCUAGACUUCGGAAGGUUGAGAAUGCGGAAAAAGAAAAACUAUCGGAGGAGAAGAGUAUCGUUACCGAACAGUCUUCGGAAUCUGAAGAACAACAAGACGACAAGCGUAGAAGCACAGGUAGUAUUAGUAGCUUGAAGAAGCUUUGGGAGAAUAAAGAAUCUUGUGACAGCCAACCGCACAGUCCGAAACUCAGUGUCAAAGGAAACACUGGUAAACAAGAAACAGUGGACCAGGCAGAAGAUUCGCCUGAAGAUCAUAGUGGAGCUUCCACUCGAAGUCAAAGUUCCGGUAGUAAAAGCGAUACUCGACAGUGGCCGCCUCCCGAGCCAGAGAAACCAGUUGUCCCUGCGAAACCAUUGAAACCGUUGUGCACUACGACCAAGCAUUUCGGGUCUUCGAUCUACGCAACGCCUAACUGUACGAAGUCUCAACACGCUGAGGACAAUUUAGGUAAACAGAACACUGAUUCUAAGACCGCGAAACAAGCCGUGUUGGAGCUUUCGACAGUGAUAGAGAGCAGCGUAUUGAAUUUGAAAAGUAGCUCGACGAUAGUAAUGGCCAGUUGGCUCCAGCUUUCAGACAAGGUAGUGUUACUGCACGGAAUGUGCGCUAAUCUCGCGGACAGCGGUAUCGCGCCUCACGCACGGUUUCAGUUUCGCGAAGUCCUCGGUAGGCUAGAGCUUCAGGCUCGACAGCUUCGAGCAGCUGGCACUCGAAACGUCACAGAGAAUACAAGACUUCUCACUGACCUCCAAAACACGAUAAAGGAUGUCGUCAACACCGUGCAAAGAUAAAUCACAGAUAUUAACACCAUUUUAUCGUCACCCUUCUUCUCGUUCUCAUUUUCAACCGGCGUUACUUCGUUAAUACUGGUACUCGUCACCCAUUCAGAGAUAUCUUGCAUUUGGGAAUCUCUCUUAAAGUUUUCGUCAGGUCAAAUUUAUUUUACUUCUCUCCAGUCUCCUUUUUUUUUUUACUAAGAAACUUCAUGGUCUCUAUCUCAUAUUCUUUGAGAGGUUUUUAGUACAUUUCUUUUAUCACGAAUCUUUUUACCAAAAAUUCUGUUGCGAUGACUCAGCAGGAAAUGACAGAGACAUGCAUUUUUGGAAAUCUCACUCGUAACGAGAGUGUACAAACUCGGAAGAUGUUUAAUGGCAAGGCCUCGAACCGACCGCGGCCUCAAUUAAAUAUCAGUUUUCUGGGUAUAAAAGAGGGAAAACAAAUAAUAAACUCAUAUACAUAUUUCGAUUCACAUCAAUAUAUUACUUAACAUAGACUGCGAUUAGCAUUUUCAUUCGAGUUAAAAACAACUAUCAUUAUCAUAAAAGUAUUAUUCUUUUGAUAUGAAAAAAAAAAGACUAUAUACAUAGUACGUAAAUGUAAUUCGCUGGUAAUUUUUAUGAAUUGAGUUUUGCAAAGGAAAGAGAAAUGUGUUUAUUCUGAAAAUAACGAUGAACGUAGUAGCAUAAGUGAACAAGGAUCAAAUGUACUCUGGUUCCUUACGAUCUUUCGAAUAAUAGUUUUGACACUGAUAGAAGAAGGACGAGUAAUCGCGGUUCGUCGCAACAAAGGAGAACUCUCUUUCGAAUACAGAAAGAAAUAAUUUUUCUACUGGGCGCUUGGUUCUUCGUUUUGUAAAUUAUAAUUAUUAUUACGUCGAUCAAACAUAUAUCCUAUAUAAGCGAAGCUCUACGUGAAUUAUACUCGUCCGCUAUACGAUAAAUGUGGUGAUUAUAGUUGUUGAGUAAAAAUGUCUCGGUGUUAUUUCAUCGAACUUUCUUAUGCCGUGCUUCGUAAUAUCGUACGCAGAAUAAGCUAGACUAUACAUACGUAAGUACGAACACUUUUAAGCGAGUAAGCCAUUUUAAUGCGUGAGAGAAUGUAACAAUUUUUGUAUUUGUAUAGAGUAAGUCGAAUAACAGGUAUGCUUAAUGAUACAGUAAAACUUUGAUUAGGAGAAUUAAUCAAAUACUCCUACAUUGGUAAACGAUUUUUUAUUCAUCUAACAGAAAAUGUUCUCCUUCAUUAUUUUCAUUCAUGCUUUCCAUUGAUUCUUACUUAUCAAUGAAAAUUUCUACACCAACUGUAUAUUAUUCUAACAUAUAUGUUUUAGGUAAAUAGAUAUGUAUUGGCCAAAAAGUGAAUACUUAAAAUCAGCUUAAAAUGAUAAUUAUUAUACAAGUAUGACUACUUAGUAUUUGAAUAAUCAGAAGUUCGAUCAUCUUAAUAAUCAAAAAUGGACUUAAUAUUUAAUCGGAUUGAUUAUCAAGGUUUUACUGUAUAUAUUUAUGUAAAUCAGCGGGUGUAAUUAACCAAAUUUUCAAAGCGUUUUGUUUGAUCUGCGUAAUUACGUAGACGUUCUUCCACAGAGCGCUAAUAAAAUGCAAGGACUCCGGACACUUAUUUUUAACGAUAACGAAUAUUUAUUUCACUUCUCUGUUAUACUAUAAUUGUAUUUUAAUUGAUUGAUUGCGAACCAAUAGAUUUUAUGUAUAAAACUUAAAUAAUGCAGUCGACUUAUAUUGCUUGCGUUUAUUAUUGUGUCGUAUUUUUAAAUUUAGUGUUGAACUCGUCAGCAUGUAGACAUCUCCUUUAGUAGUAAAAAUUAUUGAAGGUCUUUUUUUUUUAGUAGUCUUCCGUAGAAAGUCUCCGGAGUCUGAGGUUUCAUUUUACCAUUCGAUCAUUUAAUUAAAAUUAAGUAAGAUGCAACGAGAACGAAAAAGUCAGUUAAUUCGUGAGUCAAGUCGUUUCCUCUCGUAACACUGCCUACAUUAUGGCUUCUAGAAUACAUCGAUCAACAAACGGUAGUUAUACGAACCGGAAUUAUUCUCCUUUCGGUCAUGAUCAAAUAUCCUUUUUUUUUUCUUGCAUCAUUUGUACCUGUGAUACACCGAUCGACUUAUCUUUUACCUUCGAAUUAAAAGAAAAGAAAAAAGAAAGCAGAGCAAGAAAGUGAGGGAGAGAGAGAGGAUGGGAGGGAAAGAAAAACAUGAGCGAUCGUAUGAACGAAUCUUUUUGAGAAGUCCCGAACGUAGAGAUUUUUUACUGGAAUAUUUUAAUGAACUUUUUAGUUCGGUAAGUCGAAGUAUUCGAUGGUAUCUGUAAAUACAUAGUCGCCCUCGAGAAAUCACAACAUAACAGCAUCGCGUACGUCGUUUUAACAGAUCAUUUAGCGUAAUUAUGUACAUUUUUAAAUCUAUUUUUUAAAUUAUCUCGAAUCGUGCAAAGCGAAAUCAAUUCUAAGCAAUAUUUAUAACGUUUAUUUAGGAGUGUUACGGAAUAUAGUUUUGUAGGCGGUUCCAGUUGAAAAGCUGUACAUUUCGAAUUUCUCAAAAUCUUAUUAACCAUUGGAUGUUUAAGUUGAUGAGCUGUCAAAGGAUAUGAAAUCAAUGUUUUAUACAAUCUGUAACAUAGUAACGUUUAUGUCUAAGUAUUUAUAUCUAUAUUUAUUUUUUAGUUUUUUCUCAUGUAAAGUUAUUCCUAAACGAUCGACCAACGUACUGAUUCACUAAUACGAAAAUUUUAAUAUCGCUUUAUACAUUGAUAUAAGACCGACGAUAGAAAUAAAAAGGAAUAUUGAAUCAAACAAUUGUUCGAUCAUAUUUUACGUAAAAGUAAUUUAUUUUAAUUUACACUCUCCAGCGCUUCUUGUAACCUAAAGCAGUCGCUUACAAUCUUCCACUUAUCUCCCAUCGCCGCAAUUAAGAACGUUUGGUUGAAAGGUUUCGCAGUCUUAUCAUCGUACUUUACUUGUCCACCAACUUUCACGAGGAACGUUAGUUGAUCUGCCACCUCAGGUCCUAGUAACAAUAUGUAUUUUAGACACACUUUCAUUCAUCCAAUUGUACUCGGUUUCGAGCAUACAAUGGAAUCAACACUAAAUUUUCUACCGAAGAAUAAAGCACUUGUGAACAAA